AUGACGUAUAAGGAUAGUAAAUAUAAUGCAUAUUUGACAACAACAAUGUAUGAUAAAGAUUAUAAACAGAUACUAGACCAACAACAUCAUCAUAAUAAUCACCAUCAGCAGCAGCAGCAACAACAACACCAGCUAGAACAACAAAAACAAGAACUGCUACAGUUGGGCCCACAACAACAAUUUCAGCUGCAAAAUGGACAAAAUAGUGGGCCACAAGGAAAUUUGUACCAAAAUUCCUCUCAAAAUGGUUCUACACCAACACCGAAUGCACAACAUUAUAGGCAUUUAAGUGUGGCAAGGUGUACACAAACUCAAGAUGAUAAUCAGAGUGUUACAUCAAAUAGCACUGAGCCUCAACAAAGUCCCAGUUCCAUGCAACUACAAAUCAAAGAAGAGCAGCAACAACCGUUUCAAGGACAACAAUACCCCGUGAAAAUAGAAGACAACCCGUGUUUUGCGUGUAGCACAGACAACUUAAUGAAAAUAGACGACACAAAUAUGGAAAACAACAACGGUAUUAGUUUUCAAGAAGAGUUUGAUUUCACACUUAAUCCCGCGUUCCCGCAAUACAUGAUCAAUGGAAGAGCCAAGGCUUUGAGUUUACCGUCGUCAACAUCUAUUUCCAAUGAAUAUCAACAAAACAACUUCAGCUGCAGAGAGUUGCCUAGUAAUACGGAGUAUUUGGGAGAUGAAGUUGUACCAUUCACCACGGCAGCAGAUGCAGCAACAGCAAUAAACUACACCCAAUUGGAGAAUGAGUUACCUAUACACGGUAAUGAUAUUGAUGGUAAUCAGUUCCAACAACAAAGCUUCAUGGGUAAUGGAACUAUGAUGUUUAAAUCCAAUGACAUGGUUCCCAAUGGAUAUGACCCCACCAUGAAUAAUGGUAUCAUGGGGCCACAGCAACAACAACAGUCAUCUCAACAUGUAUCAUCUUCAACUCCAUUGGGAUCGCCAUUAACUGUACAAAAUACCCCUCCCACCAGUGGAGUAUCCAAACCAAUACGUGGAAACUUAAUGCCUGGGAUUGAUGCAAAAAUGACAAGUGUCAACACUUCAAGCCAGCAUGGUGAUCUUUCAAGUAAUGGAAGCUUGGAUGAAGAGUCCAACAAUAGUUUCCGAGCCCAAUCACCAACUGUUAAUGCUACUGGUUUCAGUAUGUCCUCCUCAGCUACAUCAUCAGCUUCAGCACUCUCCAUCCCACCAAAUGGAAUUGCAACAAUGACAAAAACAAGAUUACAAAAUUUUGGUCCUGUUAGUAAGUCACCAUCAUUAUCACCAUUAACUGAUGAAUUGAGGCAAUUACCUACUACUCCAUCUGCAUCACCACCACCUUCCUCAAGAGUGCCCCUGGUCAAUAAACAAAAGAGAAGAGAAUUUCCAGCGAAUAAUGGUAACAACAUCAAACAAGACGUUAAUUCAACCACUACAGACUCAGUAACUUCAUUCAAUUCAUCACAAGCUGCACCUCCACUCAAUCCAGGUGUAUCUUCAUUAUCAUCAUCAUUCGCCACUACCACACUUCCUGUCUCAAGCGCAAGUCUCUUGCGAAGAAGUCAUACUGGUCGCCCAAGAGUCAAAUCAGCCCAUAAUGUAAUUGAACAACGAUACCGUAAUAAAAUCAACAAUAAAUUCAAUGCAUUACAAGAAUCAGUGCCCACUUUAAAAGUAUUGCUAUUACGCAAACUACAAGAAAAACAACGAUUACGUAUUCAAAGACAAAAUGGCGACCUUGAUGAUUCAAAUUACGCAGGAGGAGGUACGGGUGGUGACGAAAGUUUAUCAGAUAAUGAAGAUUUGAACAAUUUUGAAGGUAUUGAUUUACUGAUUCUUGACGAUAAAGAAAUUGAAAGUAUUGAUUUGGAGGGGUUAGAACCAGCAAGAAAAUUAAACAAGGGGACAAUAUUAGCUAAAUCUAUUGAAUAUAUCAAGUUCCUAGAGUCAAAAAAUGAUAAGUUGAAACAAGAUCACGAAUCUUUGUUGAAUAAAGCCAAGACGAUGGGGAUUAAUAUUGAAAAAGAAGGAGAUUCAAAUAUGGGAUAG
This is a messenger RNA of Lodderomyces orthopsilosis Co 90-125, 2043 nucleotides long. RefSeq names its product Hms1p (gene HMS1). Gene Ontology annotation, molecular function: protein dimerization activity. Lineage: Eukaryota; Fungi; Ascomycota; Pichiomycetes; Serinales; Debaryomycetaceae. The record is from RefSeq and is a predicted model, not a curated record. Bases 1 to 2043 code for a protein of 680 amino acids. The transcript has a single exon.